AUGGAGAGUGCCGAGUAUAUCCUGUGCAGCUGGAAAGAAUACUUGUGGCCAGCAAAGGUUGUACCUGUCCCAGGAACCCCAGUCAGAAGUAAGAGUGGAAGGGAAUUACCAGUCAAAGUACAAAUUCUCACUGUAGAUGAAAAAAUGCAAGUGGAAAGUGCAGAUGUAAUGGAUCUCACUGAAGCUGGGAUUGAAGCCAUUGCCUCAUCAGUAGGGGUAAGGUUGAGGAUCACUGAUCCACCUGUAGAUGUUCAGUGGAAGACCACUGGCCCAUCAGGCCAGUUAAGACUCUAUAGAAAAGCACUUCGACUUGCCCUUGACAUUUUGUAUUGCAGAAAACUAGCUGAGCAAAGGAAAACCACAAAGCCUCCAAAAACAGGUUUAAAGGCAUCUAGUACACACCAUGGCCUUAGCAUUGGCCUUGGCCUUGUGCAUGGCCCUCGCAGGAAGCGCAGAAAACGCAAACUAUACUAUGCGCCAAAGCUUAGGAAACAAAAAUACUUACGAUCCCAGCAGGGGUGGCUUUCAGGGAAUGAACUUGUAGAAAGCUCCAGUAGGUUCAUACAACGACCAACACCUGUGAGAGCUGUUAGUGAAAAUGAAGACAAAGAAAAGUCCACGGCCUUAAUACCUGUACCCUGUUGUCACCCUGUGGUCUGGGAAGGACCACCUGAUAAAGCUGAAUUUCCAGCUUUAUCUAUUCAGCCAGUUGUCAUCCUCAGCAAGGUCAGAAAUAGGAGUCAGAAGACAGUGGACACUGGCCGAGAGACCACAGCUUCUGAUCGCCACAAGAUCGCUGCUUUCCCUGAGAUCAUGGAAGAACCUGAAGAGAUUGCCUCAAAUGCAGCCUUGGAAGGGGAAAUAGCAUCCUCACAAUCCCUGAACUCCAGACUACCUGAUUCACUCUCUACUGUAAACCAAAAAAGGAAGCGCCAAGAUUUAACUUUGAAGAGAGCAGGAAAGAAAUUUAAAUCUCCUGAGUUUAAGGCUGUAGCUACCAAGAAGAGUGCUGGUAGAAGACGAGAAGCCCAAGCCAAAAGUAUGGCUCCUAAAUGGAAGACUCAACCCAUUAAAAGAGGAAUGCUUGUCUGGUUUAAACUCCAUGGGUAUCCAUUUUGGCCAGCUGUGGUUAAGCGUGUCAUCCAAACCACCCAAAUGGCCAGGGUACUCUUGAUUGAGGCCAACAUGUGCCCUGCACAAAGUGGCAUUCCGGUUCAUCUUUGCAGACUGAAACCCUUGGACUGUGAUGAGAAAGAUAAACUUGUGAGGAGAGCCAGCAAAGACUAUAGCCAUGGUGUGACUUGGUGCUUCUCCUUUAUUAACCAUUACCGAGAAGCAGUAACUAAGAAAUCUUUCACGGGCUCUUUUUUUGAUUAUUUUACCAGCAAUGCCAGCUACUUAGCUCGUAAGGCCCUGGAAGAAACUGACCACACUGAUUUUCCAAAGGUAAAUUAUUCUGACCUGGAAGAUUCUGAUGAAGAGACUGUCCUGGGCAAGAAGAGGCCUCGCAAGAAACUUCUCCCUGACCGCAUGAAGGCUGCUCGGGACAAAAGCAACCGGAAGCUAGUAGACUUCAUUGUGAAGAAAAAGGGGGCUGACAAACAUCUUCAGGACAUCAUAACUGGCAGAAAAGAGUCCAGAUGGCUGACAUCCUUUUUGAAACCACGCAAGUCCUUGGUUUGCAUAGAAACAUAUCUGGAAGAUGAUGACCAGUUGUAUGAAGUUGCCAAACAUUUACAGAAAUUAUAUGAUGAAACAGAUAAGAUCAUGUUCCAUCUCUUAAGAGGUGACAAAGAAAGUUUCAUAAUGGAAGUGCUUCUGCCCGAAGCAAUGAUUUAUUCAAUUGCCACAGUGGAUGAGCUCAGUUAUCAGAAGGCAGAAGAAAAGUACCUGCGAGGUCCACCAUUACACUACAGAGAGAAGGCAGAGUUUGACAAGAAAGUUUUAAAGGAGAGGAAAAGGAGGAGGAGGAGAUUAGAAAUCACCACAAUGCCCUUCAUGUCUCUACCUGCAUUACCGGCUGGGACACUAGUAUGUUUGUGA
Messenger RNA from Dipodomys ordii (Ord's kangaroo rat), 2043 nucleotides. Its product is annotated as PWWP domain-containing protein MUM1-like. Bases 1 to 2043 code for a protein of 680 amino acids. NCBI's taxonomy places the organism in Eukaryota, Metazoa, Chordata, Mammalia, Rodentia, Heteromyidae. The transcript has a single exon. The record is from RefSeq and is a predicted model, not a curated record.